Messenger RNA from Linum trigynum, 2766 nucleotides. Lineage: Eukaryota; Viridiplantae; Streptophyta; Magnoliopsida; Malpighiales; Linaceae. The record is from the annotation of a GenBank genome assembly.
UCAUUUUCUUUUCAAAUUCCAACCGCCUCUCUCGUCGGAAACUCGGAUUUUCCCUCUCCCCCUUCGAUUUUCCGGCCAUAACUCCCUCUCCCGACCUCCAAAUCAAAAACCUCAACCCCCCCCCCCCCACGCUUCUGGAGUCGAGGAGCACAAUCCCAAAAGGUUUGGGCUUGUUUGGCCGAGGUUGGGUCGCCGGCGGCGAGUUCUCCGGCGAGUCUCCGGUGUGUUUUCCGGCGACUUGGGGUGUUUUCUUCCACUCUCUUCACCUCUCUCGCGGUAUCUACUUGCGUCUCCAGGUGUGUUCUCAUUGCCUUUUCUUUUAUAUAUGGAGAAUCGAUACCUAGAGUUAGGUGAAGAACUUGUGAUUGUGGCAUGUUUUGAGAAUGAUUGGGUAGGCAGAUGACGCUCUUUGCUUGUUCUAUUUUUGCCUCGGGAUUUCAGUUAUUCGGCCUACCAUUUGCAUGUUGGCAUUGUAUGCGGGCUUGUGUGGUUUUUGUGUGGUGGAUCGAUUGGUGCUUAUUUGGUAUGGCUUUGGUAUGCUUGUUUCACCGGGGGCCUAAUCCACUGUCCGAAUUGCUCGAUUUCAGGGUCCCCGGUGUGUUUUGUUAUGUGAUUCUCGUGUGAUGGGUAUGCUUGUUUCGCCGGGAGUCUAGUCCAUUGUCCAUAUCUUUCGAUAUGAGGGCUCCCGGUGUGGUUUUGGCCUAACAUUGACCCUGUUCGCUUGUGUACCAUUUGUACUUCCUUGUGCUUUGCAGGAUCAUGGAAGACUACCUCGACCAGUUGAGCAUCACCCAACGCCAUCUGCUGCGGACCAUCCAUAACCGCACCAUCGCCGAGCACCUGCACCUCGAAUUUUGCGGUGUUCGAGGCGCUUCAUGCCAGGGCGCAGAUGGAGGCCGUUGUUCGCCCCUAUGGUUGGCGGCGCCUUCUCUGCCUCGCCGAGCCGACCUACCAGGAGCUCGUCUGGGAGUUCUACGCUUCCUUCAGCCAUGCCUCGAAGGGGUCCGCCGACCAUGCUGAUGCGGUUCGUUUUACACUCGGCAGGGUGGAGCACUCCGUCAGUUACUGGGAGUUAGCCUCUGCACUUCGGCUCAACUCCACGCACUCUAGUGACCGACUCUUGCACUUGGACAUCUCUGACCCCACGGACUUUGCUUCCCAGGCGUACUUCCAGCGAAUUUGCCUGCCGAACCAUGCGGAUGAGCAGUACACUGCUAGCCAGACGCGGGCCACUCUCCUCCGUCCGGAGUGGCGGAUCCUCAACCAUCUGCUCACCCAGUCCUACACCCCCAGCCGCGGCUCGUCCAACCGGGUCACACUCAGGACACUAUUCUUCAUGCAUGCGAUGAGUCGUCCUGAGGACACCAUCGAGCUGGGCUCUGUGCUCGCCCGGACGUUCGGCAAAGCCUCCGCCAGCCAGGAUCACGACCUUGUCUGUGGCCCGGUGAUCACCGCCUUGGCCCGCUACUAUGGGGUCGACCUCACUGGGAUGACCAUGGUCCGAGGACCAACCCCGCUCAGCGAGGCCACCCUCCGCCACCAGCACUUGGUUGCUCGCCACGGGCGUGUGCACUGGAUUGCGGGCCUUCCUCAGCCACCUUUACCUGCAGAGGGCGACCAGCCAGAGUCGAGCGCAGCUGGGGGACGCCGGGUUCCCCGUCGUAUUGUUCGUCGCGGCCAGGCUCCUUCGAGCCCCUCCGCUGCUCCCCGGUCUCCUGCUCCCAGGCCAUCGCUCAGCAGAACGAGCGCAUCUUGGCCGGCCAGGAGCGCAUUCACACCCGCCUCGAUUGUGAGCGGGACCGAGGGCGUCGUCUUAUGUCAGGCCAUCACUGCAUCAUGUCCUACCUGGGAUUGGACCCGAACGCAGUCCACUACCCGUUCGUGCAGUCCCCGGGGUAUGAGGACGAGUACCCUCCACCCACCGGCGAUGGUGGUGAUGCAUUCUAGUGGCGAGUGGCUGGUUCUGUGCCUCAUUUGUGUUCGAGACUGAGACUCCAUGUUUUUGUUGUUUCGUUUUGUUUUUUUGUCUUGGAUUGUAGACUUGGAACUCCGGUUCUUUCACCCAGUGUGUGUCUUUUGUUGAUUUUAGCUCUGUGCCUUGGACUGGUUCCCCUUUCAGUCCCCUGCUCUUGACUGGUCUGCCUUCCAGUCCCCGUUCCUGAUCUCACUUCCCAACAUCGUUCCCCUUCCCUCUGCUCCAUUGAGGACACUGUCGCAUUUAAGUGUGGGGGGUUCUUUGUAUUAAUUGGAACGUAUAUGUGUGCUUGGAGCCUAGUCCGCUGUCCAAAUCUCGAGAUUUGAGGGCUCCAAGCAUUGUUGUUUGCUUAAUGUUUGAUCGUAUUGGCACUGUGGAUGUGAUUAGUGAAUUGAAUGGCUUUUGACUUGAUGCAUGACAACUUAUUAUGAUGACUGAGAUGUGCAGUAAGAACUGUGUAGGGGUUUAGUUUUCAACUGUUUGCUUACCAAAUGUGACUUGGAUUGAUCACUUGUUUUUGGCAGUCAUUUAUGCAUCUAGUUCAGGGAAUCAGAAUGAGAGAUAGAGCAUAUAGGUAGCCAUGUGAGGUUUGAGCCUGCUCGUUUCUUUCUUGUGUGAUAGUUCCCUCUUCCAUGAUAUGCAGCAUUCACGUUGUCAUUAGCUAGGAUGAUGGAGGCAUAGGAUUAGCCCACGACCAAAUUGACUGUCCUAGUGUGUCAUAUCCCCUAGUCAGCCCCUUUGAGCCGUGUGUUACCCUUUCUUUCGGUCUGCAAUGAAAAAUCACCCUUUUG